AUGUCGGAGCUCGGAGGCGGCAACUGUUUUCCGCGUCUCUUGCUCGGUGUCAAUGUCAGUCUUGCCCUUGUUGAAGGAAUUGUUGCUUUUGUUGUGUUAUUUCAGGUUCUACUUGUAAAAGUUUGGGCUGCAAUCCUCAAGGCAUUGCUGCUGACAGGCUUCAAUGCUUGGUUCCGCAAUACCAAAGAUCGGUGUUCACGCAGAGACUUUCUUGGAUUAGCUUUGGGAGUCUCAAGCCUCUUUGUUGGUUCAUUGGAAGGCAAAGGAGCUGGUUUGCCCCCAGAAGAUAAGCCGAAACUAUGUGAUGAAGCUUGUGAGAAGGAGCUUGAAAAUGUGCCUAUGGUAACUACUGAAUCAGGUUUGCAAUACAAGGAUAUUAAAGUUGGACAAGGUCCUAGUCCCCCAGUUGGAUUUCAGGUGUGGAAUUUCUUCUAAUUUGUUCAGUUCUUUUUUAUAUGCAAUACAAGAUAGAUAAUAUCUAUUCUGCUCGAAGU
Molecule: messenger RNA, 494 nt
Organism: Arachis ipaensis
Lineage: Eukaryota; Viridiplantae; Streptophyta; Magnoliopsida; Fabales; Fabaceae
Source: RefSeq, a predicted model, not a curated record